AUGAUGUUGUUGACCUACAUUGUGGCUUUUUUAACCACAACUGUUUUGGCAGCUCCCUUGAAGAAAAAAAGCACCGACCUCAGCGCACUCGACCAUGUUGAUUUGUUCUACGGUACUGAGAAUGGUGGAAACAUGUUUCCUGGGGCUACUCGUCCAUUCGGAAUGGCCAAGAUUGGUGUUGAUGUGUUGGAUUCGAACUUUGGUAAUGCUUAUUCUGGUUAUGCUCCCGGCGGGGUGAUUACUGGUAUUUCGAUGAUGCAUGAGAGUGGAACUGGUGGUGCUCCAGAGUAUGGUGUCGUUGCCCAAUUACCCAUUACGAAAAAUUUCAACUCGCAAGAGCAAGUUUCGUUGACGAGAUCGCAGAAGGACACUGCGCACGUUGGAUACUAUGCAGUAAACACCAGUAAUGUUGAUAUUGAAGUCACUGCCGGGGAACGGUUUGGUAUUUUGAAAUACAAUUACAAAAACAUUAGUGAGACAUCAAAUGCUCAAAUUCUCGUCAAUGUUUCGCAUCAUCUCACUGCACCGGAUAGACCAUGGUGGACGCAAUACUUUGUCAAUGGAUCCAUUGACGCUACUACAAAAGGUUACACAGGAGUGUCGACUUUUAGAGGUGGUUGGGGUGAUCAAUCUGCUUGGAACAUUUAUUUUUGUUGCAAUUUCUCCCAAGCAGCUGAUUCUGUGUCAUCAUUUGAUAAAAAUGGUGUUACCAAGGAUCAAACGUCGACAUCAUCCACUGUCGAAGACGAUUCUUUUGGCUUGAUUUUCAACUUUGGCCAAGACCAAGAGGUUGUAUCUCGCAUUGGAAUUUCUCACAUCUCGGAAAAGCAAGCUUGUUCAAAUAUCAAUUACCAGCAAGACUUUGGAGCCUUGUUAGACGAAACAAGAGGCGUUUGGGCCAAUGAGUUGUUUGAUACAAUUGAAUUGGAGGGUGAUAGUGAAACCAUAGACAAAUUUUACACCAAUUUGUAUGGCACCCACUUGAUCCCCACAAACAAGACUGGAGAGAAUCCAAAUUGGCAAACAGCUGGCACAUACUACGAUGAUUUUUUCACCAUUUGGGAUUCUUUCCGCUGCUUGAACCCCAUGUUGAAUGUCAUCAAUCCAGUAAGAGGGUCCGAAAUUGUGCAAUCAUUGGUUAACAUCUACAAGAAUGAAGGGUGGACGCCGGAUGGUAGAUCAGCUAACCAAAAUGGAAGAGUUCAAGGUGGCACAAAUUCUGACAUAGUUAUGGGUGACGCAGCCGUCAAGGGAAUAAAAAAUAUUGAUUGGGCAGCUGCGUACUCUGCAAUGCAGCACAAUGCGGAGACCACUCCGCCUUAUUGGUAUGAUCUGUUUGCUCCUGACGCAUCUACGAAACAAGGCAGAGGUGCACUUCCUGACUGGUUAAAGUAUGGAUACAUCACCAGAAAGUAUACCCGGUCGGUGAGUCGUACAGUUGAGUACGCUUACGACGACUUUGCCUUGUCACAAGUUGCAAAGAAGUUGGGGAAUCAAGAUGAUUAUGAAAAGUAUUUGUCCAGGGCUGCCAAUUGGCAACGAAUUUGGAACAAAGACGCUUCUGCUGAUGGGUACAGCUACACUGGGUUUCUUCAACCGCGUAAUGCUGAUGGGACAUUCAACUCAACCAACUAUGAUCCGUUUUCUUGUGGUGGCUGCUACUGGGGCGAUGACGAGUAUGAAGGAAAACCGGUUGAAUAUGUGUUUGCUGUGCCUCAUGAUAUUGAAACUUUGAUUUCAUUAAUUGGCGAUAAUGAUACAUUUGUGCAACGGAUCAAUGAUUUGUACCCUUUGCACGGAAAGAAAGUGGCCGAUGUUGGUAAUGAGCCUAGUUUUCUCACUCCAUUCUUGUUCAACUAUGUUAAUCAGCAAUACAGGUCAGUGGAAUUGGUCAACUACAUUUUAACCAAUGAUUUCAAACUGGGAAGUCAAGGGUUGCCGGGCAACUCUGAUGGAGGAGCAAUGCAAGCGUGGGUUAUAUUCAGUAUGAUUGGAUUGUAUCCAGUUGCUGGAACCACAACUUAUUUGAUCACUUCACCAUCAUUGAACAAUAUUAAGUUGAAGUUGGACAAUGGUGCCACUUUUGAAGUUAGAGCCAACAACUUGUCAAACGAAAACAUCUAUGUGCAAAGCUUGAAAGUAAAUGGUCAAGAUUGGAAACAAAACUGGGUCGACCAUGAUACUUUGUUUGGUGGAAAAGGUGGUUCAAUUGAGUUUGAAUUGGGAAGUGAUGCCAAAGUUUGGGAGUCAGGCCCAGCUCCACCAAGUGCUGGACAUUACACUGCCUCCAAUUAG
Lodderomyces parapsilosis is the source of this 2295-nucleotide messenger RNA. RefSeq lists its product as uncharacterized. Gene Ontology annotation, cellular component: cytosol; nucleus. The transcript has a single exon. The record is from RefSeq and is a predicted model, not a curated record. The coding region runs from base 1 to 2295 and encodes 764 amino acids. Lineage: Eukaryota; Fungi; Ascomycota; Pichiomycetes; Serinales; Debaryomycetaceae. Gene Ontology annotation, molecular function: carbohydrate binding; peptide-N4-(N-acetyl-beta-glucosaminyl)asparagine amidase activity. Gene Ontology annotation, biological process: protein quality control for misfolded or incompletely synthesized proteins; carbohydrate metabolic process; glycoprotein catabolic process.